AUGUGCGGACAAUGCCCACUAUUAGCGGAUUAUAAUCCUCAAAAAGAGCAGGUACUCUCUCCGACCAGCAUCCCAAGACAUGAGAUGACGCGAGUCGCUGUUUAUAGAGCCGUUAGAUUCCAAUGUCCACAUAAAGUUCAUAUCUUGGGCCCAUCACAAAUAUUUGCUUGCGCUAGACAGAUGCAAGUUGAUCCCAAGAGACUGAUCCCAAACAACAACACAGCACCAGUAAUUCCAACGCCAGUUUAUAAUUUCUCUCAAACACUAUCCCGUUUCUCUCCUCGCCCCGAUGGUCUCAUCUCACGAGCGAUGGCAUCCCUCGCUCAGAUGCACAAGACAGGUCCUCACAUCAAGAAGAGGAAGUCCAGGAACCCGCUGAACGGGAAACCAUUCGCUAAGGGUGUGAUAUUAAAGACAUUGAUAAAGAAGCCAAAGAAACCGAAUUCUGCCAAUCGUAAGUGUGUGUUGGUACGACUGUCUAACGGCAAGGAAAUGGUCGCCUACAUCCCUGGGAUAGGACACAACCUUCAAGAACAUAACAUCGUGCUCGUGAGAGUUGGCAGAGUAAAGGAUUGUCCCGGCGUUAAGUUGAAGUGCGUGCGAGGAAAGUACGACUUACCACACGUCAUCAAACAGAAAGUAUGA
Messenger RNA from Danaus chrysippus (African queen), 645 nucleotides. NCBI's taxonomy places the organism in Eukaryota, Metazoa, Arthropoda, Insecta, Lepidoptera, Nymphalidae. The record is from the annotation of a GenBank genome assembly.